UAUGUCUGGUGUUUGAGAAAGGAAUGUCAUCGGAUUUGAGGAAUCUUUGUUAUGAGGCAGAAAAGGAUGUCAGCAUGAUAGAAGGAAAAAUUCAUUUAGGACACAGGAAAAAGAUAGAAACCAAUUAAAAAAUUGAUUGAUGAUGUAGCUCAUAUGAGAGUAUGUAAGCGAGAAGAGGUGAAGGAAGUGCUAUCGAUAUUUAACGAAUACGUAAAACCAUUCUUGGAGGAGGAAGAAAGAAAAAAAUCUGAUAUUGAUAAAGGCUCAAAGAAAGAUCCUGUUAACAAAGAUGAUGAUAACUUCAGUGGAACAAACGAGAAUGAGAAACAAAAAUUAGAUAAUAAUACCCUACAAACAAAACAUCUUCAGGAUAUGAACACACCAAUAAAAAGAGGAAUAGAAGGACUUGUUGAUGCAUUUCGAGAGCUUUUCUUGAAUGGUCAUUGGAAAACACUUUUUGAUGAUAUCUCGAAACACACAAAUUCCCAGCAUCUGAGCACUGAAUGCAUUAUGGAAAUAGUAAAGAAAGCGUUUAAAAUAAGUAAGAUUGAGGCUGCCAAUCAGAUAAGUUUUGCCGGACAGUGUGCAAAACAGAUAGUAGAGACUGGGGAGACUGGGGAUGUGUCUCCUGACAAUAUCCAUUCUUCAAAGCAUAUGGAAUCCUCGGACGAACUACUUCGUAGAUAUAGAUAUAUACAUGCAGAUAUGUCAACAGAAAGGCUUCAAGGACUUCUUUUACAAGAAGUGAAAACAUUCCUUCUUGACACUUACAAUAUUAAGAUGGAUGGGAAUAAAAACCUUGUAUUGUUCACACGUGACUGUGCUGCCAUAACAUGGUUAAUGUGUGUUGAGGACCCACCAAUUGAUAUGGUAUAUGACAAAUUUUCAGACAGAAUGGACGAGAACAAAUAUGACAUUAUAAAAGGAAAACCAUUUAAAAACAUUGUGUGGCCUGCAUUACAAUUUGAAGGCGCUGGAAGCAUGUUAUCAAAAGGAGUAAUAUGGUGUUAAUAGUUAUGAUUGAUAUAGAGUCGAAAUCGGAGACGACCAGAACAGAGUAAAAAGUUAUUUGCUGUACAUACCGGUAGUUAGUUCAUUGAUAAUAUUGCAGGGCUUUUUUCCACAGGUUGGGGAAGCAGCCAUGUCCUUAAUUUUUGGGGGAAAUUACACGGUGUAUUUGCAAAAGGGAAAAAAAGCUUAAUGUAAAUUUAAUUUUUUGGGAAAACUGCAUGAUUUUAAAGAAUUUCUCUUUGGAGAAGCAGCCUUAUACCGGCCCCUGCAAUAGAUGGUUAAAACCCCUGUAUGGAUAUAUUUUAAAUUCAUUAUUUGCCAAUGUCCCUAGAAAAAAUGUAAAAAAAUAAAGAUUUUCUUUGAUAUUUUAACAUACGUUCCCAUUUCUUUUCAAACUCCAAAGGUGUACAUUUUAUGAAAGUGAUUAAAUAUCAGCAGACUAUUGAUAUCGCUCUAAUUCGUUAUGGUAGAAUAAGUGUACUGUAUGGAAGAUUUUUCUUUUCACAAUCAGUUAAACGAGAAUGUUAUUUGUUUAUUUUUGCGAUGAUAUCUACAAAACACAAAGAUUCAUGUCUUGUCACAAUUAGAGUUUUAAACUGUAAAUAUAUUGAAGGACACUACAAAA
This is a messenger RNA of Ruditapes philippinarum (Manila clam), 1636 nucleotides long. RefSeq lists its product as uncharacterized. NCBI's taxonomy places the organism in Eukaryota, Metazoa, Mollusca, Bivalvia, Venerida, Veneridae. The transcript is spliced from 6 exons. The coding region runs from base 154 to 1011 and encodes 285 amino acids. The record is from RefSeq and is a predicted model, not a curated record.